AUGAAUCAGAAAAUACAUAAAAAAUUGUUUGAAAUUGCAAAUCUCCUGACGCUUGUUAUACGCCACCACCCAGAUUUACCUUCAGUCCUUCAACUUCCCCUGAUUCCAGCAAACCAUCACUUAUCAUCGAUCCAUCAGACAGAUCCACAACCAUCAACAAUGGCAACUGAUCGUUCGUUUGUCACGGAGAUCGGUCCGGAUGGUCUCGUUCGCGAAUCGCCUGUCAUCGCCCACACCGAGCGGAUGAUUGAAGAGGAGCAGCUUCAGUUGAGAAAAUACAUUGAAGAGAAUUAUUCCAAAAUCCGUGAUGUUGAGCGAGAGCUUACAGGUCUCACAAUGGAGAUGAAACUCACAGCAGGACCAAAGAAAGCUGCACUUGAACAUAUGAGGAAGAAAAUCGAAAUGUCAACAGAGAAGAUUCGUCUUGCUAAGUUGAAGGAAGAAGAGGCAAAGAAGGCUUUGGAAGCUGCAUCAAAGGCAGUGAAGGAUGAAGAAGCACUCAAGCAGAAACUAUGUGAAGAUUUGAAUAAUUUGGUCCAAGAAAGCAGUAGCUCUCAGUUUGCUAGACUAGAGGAGCUAAAAAGGCGGCUAGAGGCUUUGAAUCCAAGAAGGUCAUCUGCAUUUUUGGGAGCUGGUGCGAGUCCAGUGGAACCUGCAUUGAAUUUGAGGAGGACAGGUGUGGAGGUAUCGGUUCCUUCUAAUAGUAAUAGUGUGGAAGCUGCAGCUACUACUAUUACAGAAUCAUCUAAUAAUAAUGAAAAGACAAGUGGAGAUGUACAAGAAGGGAUGACAAGGGGUAAAAAGAAAAAUGCAAUCCCAGGGAGACCUAAUAAUAAAGGUCAAGGAGGAGGAAUUGGAGCAAUACCCAAGAGAGGAACCAGUUGGACUGGUGCUGGCUUUGACUAAAUUUUCUUCCAGGUGGACCUAAGAAUAGUAAAUGCAUGCAGACUCUUACUCUACUCUACUCUCUUUUAACUUUGGAAUUCUUUACAUAUUAUUAUUGACUUUGGAGUGUUAUGUAACCUUGAAAAAAGAUGACCAGUAGACUAGAAAAAUCGGGGUGGGGUCUUUCGGACCUUCCAACAAAAAAAACAAAUGUGAUAAGUCAUUUCAUAGCAAUGACAGUAACAUAUCAGGAAGAAAAAAAAAUUAUAUAGUAAAUAAAUAAGGUACAUGACAUGACAACAUCUUGUUACCAGUCAUUUUUUUCACAUAAACAUUGUAAGGAAUUAAAGUAGACAUUUCAUAGAAGUGAUUGUAUACAACACUAAUCCAUUUUAAUGUAGAACCAGUGGGCUAAAGUUGGAGAGAAAUGAAAUUAGGGAGUGGGAAGAUGUAAUUUAAACUUUUAAACUGAAAUGAAUAAAUGAAGUCUCAGCUGUUUGCAUUAAUUUAAACCAGGCUAUAAAUAUUAAAUAGAGACAGUUGUAAGAAAUUAGUCUCACUCACUCACUUCAUAGGUUUUUAAAUGAUACUAUUACAUAUUAGUCCUGUAGUAGUAGUAGUACUAAAUCUGCUGGGAUCUGAGGACCAAAAUUGAUGUGGGCUGGGCGUAAAACAGGUAAACGUAAAUUCAUGACACAACUAUAACUACAAGAACAAGACAUGUCGUCCCUCGUCCUGCUUUUUUGUCAUACGCAUCCACAUCCACCGCAGCUCUAAUUCAUACAUGGUGAAUGGAUCUGGUUUGGUAGCGGUGGUCCAUGGAGUAUAAUUGCAUGAUUAACGCCGGUUGGUUCACUGCUGCCCAGAAACUGGUAGUCCUACUCGUACAUAUUCAUGCUCGGUUUGCAGUCAAGAAUCUGGUCAAAGACAUAUCAACCAAUCACAUGCAUGCUUGCCCUUCUUUCUCCUCUCGUUAAGGUGUUAGCGACUCUAGCUUAGUGAGCCCCAUAGUGAGUGCUAGGGGGCGGUAUUCCAACUCCUUGGCGACUCGACUCCAUGUUGCCUAAUGUUUUUUUCUAACAAAUACAGUAAUACACACCCGAGGAAAUCUCAUGCAAUUACUUUACAAGCUAUCCUAACCAUAUUCUCUUUGAGUAAUUCUUGCAAAAUGAAUUUAUAUUCGUUAUUUGUAACUCCAUACGGAAAAUUACCUAAAAAGGGUAAUAUAGUUUUCAUUUUUGUACACUUUUAGUCUUUAUUGUGUUUUUUCUUGUAAAACAAGUCAUUUAACUUGUUUUGUAUACAUUCGGUC
Messenger RNA from Lactuca virosa, 2197 nucleotides. NCBI's taxonomy places the organism in Eukaryota, Viridiplantae, Streptophyta, Magnoliopsida, Asterales, Asteraceae. The record is from the annotation of a GenBank genome assembly.